CCCUAUUAAAUAUGAUUUGUUGGUGUUCAAGCGCCCUAUGUACGUGUUACCCCCCUUUCCCCUAUAAUUUUUUAAUUUUCAUGCCCAAAAAUGAAUUCGGAGACCCCAAAUUACCUAUAUAUGACCUUCUUGCCUCAGAGUUAGGGUUUUGGCCGCAAUUUGUAUGGAGUGGCCCCACUGUGGGUAAAUGUGGUGGAGAUUUCAAAUCAUUUCACAAAAAUAGAUCUCAAGUUUGUACAUAAAAAAUCGUAAACGACACAAAAACGUAGGCAAUACGUUUAAUUCUCAAUGAAUACAUUCAUAACACAUUUUAAAUACACUUUACAACCCGAGAGGAUAUGAUGUUUUUUAUGGUAAAAAUAGUUCAGAGCUCACAAGGAGGGAGUGCCUGUAUCACGGGAAAGGAGUGCACUGCUGAAAAUCUGUGCAGUCGAACUCAUAUACUUCGAACGGACGGUUUUUUUUGUGGAAAAAGCAGAAAGGAAUACAGUUGAACAUGGUUUAUGAAAGUGAUUUUUACACUACACGUCGACCAUACAGUCGACCAAACGUCUCAUCGUACACAACUACGAGAAAUGAGGUGCCCUGGGAAAAGGUACCAUAUGUACCACGUCCGAGUCUAAUAGCAGACCCCGUUACUGCAUUUGGAAAAAAGAAGCCUAAGCACGAGGAACGUAAAUCUAUUUUGGAUCCUAUCAAUCGGGCUGCUAUCAAACCGAAAGAGUCACUGCUACGUCCACUGCAGCCUUAUGUGUCAGCUCGUGAAAAGACACGAGAAAGUGUCCUGAGAGAGAUGAAGCGUCAAGAGGGACUCCGGGAAGCAGGUGGAUCUCUAGCUGCAAGCACUGAUCCUCGAUCGAUGGACUCUAUUUUGCCACGGCUCCAUUAUACUACGGAUUCAAAAACUUCACAUCGAAAGAUCUUCUUUGUCGCACCCAAAUACUAACUUAAUCACCGAUUUUCGAUGGACAUUAAGGAACUUAAAUAGUAUAUCUUGGAGAUAAAGAGAGGAGAGAGAGGGGGGGGGGGGGGGUGGAGAUCUAUAAAGGAAUGGCA
This is a messenger RNA of Phlebotomus papatasi, 1056 nucleotides long. RefSeq lists its product as uncharacterized. Bases 497 to 946 code for a protein of 149 amino acids. Lineage: Eukaryota; Metazoa; Arthropoda; Insecta; Diptera; Psychodidae. The record is from RefSeq and is a predicted model, not a curated record. The transcript has 3 exons.